Messenger RNA from Paralichthys olivaceus (Japanese flounder), 698 nucleotides. RefSeq names its product protein CEBPZOS. Lineage: Eukaryota; Metazoa; Chordata; Actinopteri; Pleuronectiformes; Paralichthyidae. The record is from RefSeq and is a predicted model, not a curated record.
AACGGGCUUCCGUACCUACGAGGUUUGUUGUUAGCUCACAUUAGCUGUUAGCAUAGGUCGUUAGCUUCGUGCGGCCGUGAGCUUCUGUUAGCCGUUAGCUUCUGUUAGCUUCGCCUCGUAGAUAUCGUUUGUGUUCGCCGGGUGGUUGAUCUCAGCCGUUAGCUUCUGUUAGCCUCUUUUAGCCGCAAGCUCCAUUAGCUGUCAGUCUAUCUUAGCAGUUAGCUUCAGUUAGCUUCAGUUAGCUUCAGUAGUGCAACACGAGGGCAGAGGGGACACGUGACUUUGUGUUGAUCACUGAGCUGAAGAUGGCCCCUCCCCCUCGGACCAGCAGGCUGCUGAAGGCCCUGGUGGCAGUGGAGCUGCUGGGACUCUGUGGAGCUUAUGGUUUGUUUCACAUGAUGAACAACAGCAGAGAUUUCAGAAACACCGUGAACAGAAGGUUUCCAUCGAUUCUAGAAGUGUACUACCAGUCCAACGAGUGGGCGGGGGUGAACGGGAUCCGAGAGAGAGACCACGAAGCCUGGUCGACCAAGCAGGACUGAAGCCGUCCGUCUCUACGAAGUCCACAUUUACAGUCCGUUACUUCUUCCUCUUCUUGUUCCCGAACGUCCUGCCUCCCGUCCUGGCUCGGCCGAACGUCGUCUUCUUCUUGUUGAACACGGUCUUCUUCUUACGAAGCGUCUUGGCGUCACGUCCGU